This is a messenger RNA of Xylona heveae TC161, 1573 nucleotides long. RefSeq lists its product as hypothetical. Gene Ontology annotation, biological process: regulation of transcription by RNA polymerase II. The transcript has 5 exons. Bases 130 to 1536 code for a protein of 468 amino acids. The record is from RefSeq and is a predicted model, not a curated record. Lineage: Eukaryota; Fungi; Ascomycota; Xylonomycetes; Xylonales; Xylonaceae. Gene Ontology annotation, cellular component: nucleus. Gene Ontology annotation, molecular function: DNA-binding transcription factor activity, RNA polymerase II-specific; RNA polymerase II cis-regulatory region sequence-specific DNA binding.
GACUCCAGCGGGCUGGAUCAGGCUGAAUUGAAGGAUAGCUGGCACUGAACUGACAAUCCUCUCCGGUUCUGCUUUGGUUGCUGAUAUCCCCAGAUAUUCCAACCACUUGUUUGGGGAAACCCAGACCUGAUGGAGGCUACCAAUGUCCUUGCGCCUUUUGAAUUCAAUUCAAGACUUGUGCACGAGGGCUCUAUCAUGGCCCGCAACCCGCAUGCAGAACAGUUCGAUCUUUCUAUGAAUUCCUUGGUCUUCCCUGGCAUAGGCCCUUUCCUGCCUCUCCUUCCUUCAGGCUAUGGCAUGAACGGUAUGCUAGGAGACAACUAUGCCUCCGUCACGCAAGGCUACGGUUCCAAUUACUCGAGCCAUACUUCGUCGCAUGGCUUCCCAAGUCUGACGCCGCAUGGGCCCGACACGCGCAACGGACAUGCAAUCAGGACUCCACCAAUAAAGCUCGAAGAUGAUGCCACUUCGUCAUUCGCAUUUGACGUCCCUUCACAUGUUGCGUCGCCUCCAGAAACUUUCACUCCUUCUUCUGCGGGCCCAACUGAGGCCCAAUUUGCGACGAGUGUCGACGUGCUCAUGAGAGCCAUUCAGUCAAAAACGAACUCGGAGGACGUGCCAAGCGUGGACCGGCACUCGUCUUCAAACCAGCCGCAAACUCGAGCCCAAGGCGGCCCCAAGUCUACCAAGAAGAAGUAUCAAUGCAGUAUCCCCGGAUGCUGGAAGAGCUUCUACCAAAAGACCCACCUGGAUAUUCAUACCCGAGCACACACCGGAGUGAAGCCAUUUAUUUGCCGAGAGCCAUCCUGUGGUCAACGUUUCAGUCAGAUGGGAAAUCUCAAGACACAUGAGCGUCGCCAUACUGGAGAACGCCCAUACGAAUGCGAUAUCUGCCACAAGACAUUUGCUCAGCGCGGCAAUGUCCGAGCGCACAAAAUCGUGCACCUACAAGCAAAGCCCUUUACAUGUCGGCUGGAUGACUGCGGUAAACAGUUCAGCCAACUGGGAAACCUCAAGUCUCAUCAGAACAAGUUUCAUGCCUCGUCGCUGAACCUCCUCACGGAACGCUUCGCUUCCAUCCAUGAUGGCGAGCCGGUUUCUCAGAAUGAUCGAGAACUUUGGGAGUACUUCGCUUCAUUAUAUAAAAACUCCAACAAAGGAAUCAAGGGACGUGGCAAAGACCGCCGGAUUUCCUGCACGUCAACAUCCAGGCGACACAACUCAGGACCUGGAUCAUUGUCAUCAGAAAUGGGCCCAGAAUCUGGUGAUCAUGCGGUCUCCGCAGAGUGUACUUGCGAGCAGGACACCUCUGCGCGCAGGCGUAGUCCAAGUCAGUGUCUGAGCCAGACUAGCUCGGAAUCUUCUGGUUCUGCAGAGUCCUUUUGGGCUUUCAAGUCUUCGAAUACCGCGCCUGGUGAAGCAGGUAACAUUCACGGAAGCAUGAAUUCAAGCAUGUUAACCGGGCAUCUUCAUGCGAGAGGAAUCUAUGAUGGAUAUAUGGCAAGUAUGCCGAUGAUGCAUUCUUACCCGCGCUGAAAGGAGGUAUGUAGCAAUACCAUUUGUACAUGCCAAA